Molecule: messenger RNA, 766 nt
Organism: Heterocephalus glaber (naked mole-rat)
Lineage: Eukaryota; Metazoa; Chordata; Mammalia; Rodentia; Bathyergidae
Gene: Anapc13
Product: anaphase promoting complex subunit 13
Biological process (GO): protein K11-linked ubiquitination
Cellular component (GO): anaphase-promoting complex
Source: RefSeq, a predicted model, not a curated record
UUCCCUUCUCCGAUCGUAGAAAUACAUAUUUUAAAGGCUGUAAAAUGUAGAGACGAGUAAAACGUGCCACUGUCUCCGGAACGCACGCAUAGCAUGUCUAGAAAGCUAUGUGGACAGUGUGACAAGCUCCCCAUUUAGUACUGUGCACUGCACCCAGGGGUCUGUGGGACCAGCGAAGUGGAUUGUAGCAUCGCGUGCUCACCCUGGGCUUUAAAAGGACGCUUCCUGAAGGAGGCGACUUGGGAGCUAAUAUCUGACAAGAUCACAGCUGCAGGAAAAUGGAUAGUGAGGUACAGAGAGAUGGAAGGAUCUUGGAUUUGAUUGAUGAUGCUUGGCGAGAAGACAAGUUGCCUUAUGAGGAUGUUGCAAUACCACUGAAUGAACUUCCUGAACCUGAACAAGACAACGGUGGCACCACAGAAUCUGUGAAAGAACAGGAAAUGAAGUGGACAGACUUGGCCUUACAGUACCUCCACGAGAAUGUCCCUCCCAUCGGAAACUGACUCUUGGCUUCUUUCUCAUGGAUGGAUCUUUCAAAAGUAUAUUGAUGCAAAAUGUUUUCUUUCAGUCUCCUAAUUCAAAUCUCUCAGUAAUUAAAUCAUUCAAAAAUGUACACCCAACCUGGUUUAUAGCAACAAAAUGCAAAGUGAAAAUAUUCAGAAUGAGAAACUCAGAUUUCUCAGGAAUACAGAAUAUUUGGCUUUUUAUACCUAAAAUAUUUUUUUCACUUUCUUGUAUUUGAUUAAAUAUUUGCCUUUAACUCCGA